Molecule: messenger RNA, 1661 nt
Organism: Drosophila subobscura
Lineage: Eukaryota; Metazoa; Arthropoda; Insecta; Diptera; Drosophilidae
Product: zinc finger CCCH-type with G patch domain-containing protein
Exons: 3
Coding region: 101-1633 (510 amino acids)
Biological process (GO): regulation of transcription by RNA polymerase II; negative regulation of DNA-templated transcription
Cellular component (GO): nucleus
Molecular function (GO): DNA-binding transcription factor activity, RNA polymerase II-specific; RNA polymerase II cis-regulatory region sequence-specific DNA binding; metal ion binding
Source: RefSeq, a predicted model, not a curated record
CUGAGGGCUCACAUACAACAUACGUGUUUGCCUGUAGUUGUGAACCCCUCGAAAAUUGACAAACUUUUGCGUGCAGCGAUGCUUAUGCUUGGCAUCAACAAUGAAUGAAUACGAAGCACAGUUGGUGGCUGUGGAACAGGCGCUGAAAAAUGCCACCGAUGAGCAGCAGCGGGAAGAACUGUCAGCGCUAAGAACGAAUCUGCAAGAGCUCUUGGCCCUCACUCGAGAGACAGAAACUGACCAAACAGCUCAAGAGGGGGACAUAUUGGACGAUGAGUUGCUACGGCUAAAGAGCGAACUAAAUGAACUGGAGGAGGCAGCUGCAACCGUUGGAGCCACAAAAAAUGAGGACGAAGAGCAACAAUUGGCGGAUCUGCGCGCCAAGUACAAUGCUCUAAUAGGAGAAAAAUGCUCGGCCCCUCACGAGCAUAGCUGGGGAGCCGUGAGCUAUCACAACGCGCUCAUCUGUGGCGUGGACGAUGAAGUAAUCAUCAACAGCAAUGCCGUCCUGGACGUUCGGUUGCGCGUGCUGUACAUAAAUCCCACACACUGCGAAAUGCUGCCCUGCAACUACUAUCUCGAGGGAGAGUGCCGCUUCGAUGAGAUACGUUGCCGUUAUUCGCAUGGUGCCUUGGUGCCCGGUGCCUCCAUCAAAAGCUACAUUCCCCCCGAUUUUCCCAGGCUUGCACGUAACUGUCCGGUGCUGGCCAAGAUGCCAGAUCGCCUGUGGCAUCGCGGGCGUGUUCUAUGCGCCAACUUAGUGGAGCAAACGUGUCGUGUACGUUUGGAUGGACAGGACCACAAAGAACGCGAGCGAGACUUUCAAUUUGAGGAACUUUAUCCACUGAUUGCAGAAGAGGAAGAUGAAAUGACCAGCGAGGACAGCACCUCAAGCCUACACGAUGGCAGCAGUGACGAGAUUGAAUCGGAUAUGGAUGACUUAGAGGCGGCGCAUCGAUCGCGCAUGGUCGAGUUAAGUUUAUUUACUUUUAAGCCAACAGAAAAAUUAGGCGCCUGGGAGCAGUACACACGAGGAAUAGGAUCCAAGCUGAUGGAGAAGAUGGGAUACAUCCACGGCACGGGACUGGGCUCCGAGGGCCGUGGUAUUGUAACGCCAGUAAGUGCUCAAAUACUUCCGCAGGGACGAUCUCUGGACGCUUGUAUGGAGCUGCGAGAGGCCGCCAAUGGAGACAAAGACUAUUUUAGCGUCGAACGAAAGCUGAAACGUGCCCAGCGCCGCCAGAACAAGGCCAAUGAGAAGGCCUAUGUUCGGGAGACCCAGCGCACGGAUGUCUUUUCCUUUCUCAAUGGAAGCGUGCUUGGCGGCAGUGGCAAGAGCGGUCAGCAGGCCGAGCAAGCAGCUAAGAACACAAAAACAAGCGAUCUGCAACAGCACUCGACUAAAACUCUCAAUGUGGAGACUGUGCGAGUGGCCGAUGACAUACGACGCAAGCAGAGGGACAUUGCUAAGGUAAAACAGUCCCUGGACCGCAAUGCCACCGAUGUGCAGCUGCAGAAACGGCUGCACAUGCAGUUACAAAGCCAGAAGCAGGAGCUGGCCACACUGCAGGCCCAUGAGCACAGACUCAGCAAAGAACAGAAUACGCGUAAGAAUAAAAUGUUUGAGUUUUAAUAAUGUUAUCCCCAAGAAUCGGGUAUGC